ACUGGGAGGGGCGGGGCUUGUGGUCGUGUCGUCAAUCACCCACCGAGCCGCUCGGUCCGUCUUUCAUUCAUCACGGAGCAGCUUCCAUCCGACCGGCGAGCUCAAGGACACCACCGUCAGCCGUCAUCCGCGGCGGGGCUGCACAGGAAAAAUGACAUGGAGCCAUCUAUCGCACAACAGAGUGCUAUGCUUGUGCUUUUGUGUCGGCACGGAGCCUACUGGUAUGAAGCACUGGAGCCAAGGAUCUACCAAGGAGACAUGAAUGAUUUUGGUGCCCAUGUUGUCAUCACUUGGCCAGCAGGAUAAUCUACCAAAUGAUGGUGUGUUCCUCAGUUUCACAAUGAAGAUUGACACCAGCCUGACUAUCCCCCAGCUGCCAGAGGCGCUGUCUGAGACUGGGCUUCAGUUUGCUGUAGCCACUGAAGAGGAUUUUGAUGAAAUCAUGGCUAUGAGCCAGGACAUCUAUGGGGGCCUUGACUAUCUGCCCACCAGAUACACCACCUGGCUGCAGGAGACCAACCGUACAGUCAUACUGGCCCGCAAACAGGGGAAAGUAAUUGCGCUGGAGUCCGUGUGUGUAAUUGAUGACGGGGAAACUAUGCUGGUGGAAGGUCUUCGUGUCGCCCCCCAGGAACGGGGCAAGGGCAUAGCAAGUGUUCUACUUCGCUUUUGCUCUGAGCUGGUCAGAUCCAAAUAUCCAGAGGUCAAAGUUACUCGUCUGACCCGUGACGACCAACUCGGACCCAAGGACUUCCAGAAAUAUCGCGUUAUAACCAAGCAGGGUAUCUUACUGGUCCGUUUCAGGGCUGAAGAUCUCAAACUCCGUCUCUCUGAGCUUGGUGUGAACGGAGACAUUCGCGCCACUUUGUUGACGACCCAUUCUUCCUCCAACACUCCUCCAGUGCGUCUCGACCCAACAUCUAUUCACCGACUCUAUGUGACGACUGACCUCAUGCAGGGAGUCCUUCCCAAUGCCACCAUCAUUCAAGACUGGCAGCCAUUCAAGCCCUUGUCCAGUAACAUGACCAUCCUGCUGAACAAGGAGAUUGACUGGAUGGUAGACGAUGUUUCUAGCCCUACUGUGGCCAGCCUCUGUACUUUCCCCUUCAGGGUUCCCAUUGGAGAUGACUGGUUUUACCUGAACAUCGACAUGUUUGGCAAGGACCUGGAUCUGGCUCGGCGACAGUACCUGUGCCACCUGCAGCACCACACCGCCAGCCUGAAGGGUCAUGUGAUGUGCCAGAUGUUCCUGGACCCACCACUUUGGAAACCCAUGGCCGACUUCUGCCAGGACACCUUGAGCGUGGAGCUGGUGAAGGGUUACACCGAGCAGUGUGUGGUUGAGUCAGAUGUCAUUUAGUUACAAGUUACACAUGGUGGAUGGAGGGUUAAUAGGGUUAAUAGGGGGAGCCAGGAAAGAAUAAAGACAGGGGUCUAGACAACAACGAAUGGACACAACAUAGACGACACAGAUACAGUUAACACAAAAAAUACAAUGCUGAGGGUACUAGAGCUAACAAAAUCAGAAUACAUUCAUGGAUAUAUAGGGUUGAUGUUCCAUUAUAUUAACAAAAUAUAAGAAAUGGACACAGUAUCAUCAGCAUACAGCAUUAUACAGUCUACUAAGAUACCCUAUGUGAUCAAAUUUUACAUUUGUUAGGAUUCAAA
Messenger RNA from Thalassophryne amazonica, 1668 nucleotides. It is a transcript of the gene nat16, whose product is annotated as N-acetyltransferase 16. The transcript is spliced from 6 exons. NCBI's taxonomy places the organism in Eukaryota, Metazoa, Chordata, Actinopteri, Batrachoidiformes, Batrachoididae. Bases 263 to 1360 code for a protein of 365 amino acids. The record is from RefSeq and is a predicted model, not a curated record. Gene Ontology annotation, molecular function: acyltransferase activity, transferring groups other than amino-acyl groups.